Aplysia californica (California sea hare) is the source of this 580-nucleotide messenger RNA. RefSeq names its product nudix hydrolase 20, chloroplastic. Gene Ontology annotation, molecular function: 8-oxo-dGDP phosphatase activity. NCBI's taxonomy places the organism in Eukaryota, Metazoa, Mollusca, Gastropoda, Aplysiida, Aplysiidae. The record is from RefSeq and is a predicted model, not a curated record.
GACACAGACAAGACAGUGAGACACAGACAAGACAGUGAGACACAGACAAGACAGUGAGACACAUAUGAGACAGUGAGAGGCUGUACUAGUGACAAGACACUGAGGCUUGUACCAUGGAGAACAAAUCGUCUCAGGCAAUUGUGCAGCUGUUGACGAAACUCAACAAAGUGUCUGUGGAAGAUGCGUUACGAAGAGGCUGCCUUCCUUUCUACAUCAGCAACAAGCAAGUAGGGCUCAUCAGACCAGACUUCUGGCAACACCUUCAGGCUUUUGAUCAAGUUUUUACCAAAGUUGACGCCCAAGGUACAAAGACGGGAGACUUGAAGUCUGGAGUUCACAUCUCGUCCAAUCUCACGACUCCCGCAGAGCGGACCAAGGCUGUCAACGACGUCCUUGAGAAGCUGAGGAAAGACGACGUGAUCGGAGCUCUCCGAGGCUGGAGACAUGAAGUUUGUUUGGCUUUAUCCAGUACGGAGUGCACAUAAACGGAUACACGAGGGACAAAGACGGAGAGCGGAUGAUGUGGAUUGGUCGCCGGUCCAAAACCAAACAGACGUUCCCAGACAUGUACGACAAUAUG